UCGGUUUGGAGCGCGGCGGAGUCGGACGUUGGGCGAUCGCGAAUGAGCGAGGCGGUCGACAGUUCGUGUAAAUCUUGGUUUCGUGUGAUGCGUAAACAUUAGUUCGUGACGCGUCGCGCGUCCUCGUCAUCAUUGUCGCAUAGAUCGCGCGACACAAAGAUAUAACAGCAACGGCAAAGUGCUUCGCAUUUCUACCGGGUGAAUUCCAACGAACGAACGGAGGAUACGUGCGUGCGUAACAGAGCCAACUUCCGAGAUGUGGAGUCCGACGCACGUUCAAGUGACAGUUCAGAGGGCCAAGGACUUAUUGACCAAAGGAAAACACAAGACCAACGACUGCUUCGUAACGAUCGCCCUCGGUAAGGAAAAGUACCAGACGUCAGUGAAGGAGAAGGCUACCAAGGACGUGGAAUGGCACGAGGAAUGCGAGCUACUCAUACCGGAGCAGGGAAAUACCGCGGAGAUCGUCCUCACCGUCCUGCAUCGCAAUUUCCUGGGUGUCGAUGAAUUCCUCGGCACCGUCAGCGUACCACUCUCGAGCUUCGACGUGUACGAGAGGCCCAAGAAUAGAUGGUACACCCUUAACAGCAAACCAGGUAAAGAGAAUACGAAGGAAAGAGGCGAGCUCGAGGUGAGGAUCGGCUUUAUUGUGAAGGCUGGAAGUCUGACUGAUCUAAGCAAGAAGGAGCGUCAUAAAAGUUCCUUAGGCCAGUUAUCUACAGCUGCACAAUCAAUCGGCGGUAGUUUGCUCAGUAUCGGUAGUCUCGAAAAACGCAAGGGUCUUAAAAAACUGGCCAAGUCGAUCGGAAAUAAAGUUAAAGGGAAAAGCAAAAGUCGGCUCGAUGGAAACAAUUUAGAUGAAAAGGAAGAACACCAAUUCAGGAUUACGCGUCAGGAACCAGGUGAAGCUGAUCCUGGUGUCAUUAGCGAGGACGAAGAUGAAUUUACGUUUGACGAUCUGUCUCAUAAAAGCUCGGCCUCGUCACUGAACGCACCCAUGCCGGGCACGAACAACAAUGGAAUUCCGAAUGGUUCACAGAGCAAUGUCUCCAGUGAAUUGCACGUGCCACCGGCGCCAAUUAACGCCGCGCCAAACAAACCUCCACGAUUUGCCAUGAGCGCGUCUGCUACGAAUCUGUCAAAGGUCGACAAUUUGACGAAGGACGACGAGUGGGGUUUGAAGCUCUACGGCAAGCAAGCAAGCAGCGUACCUAAAAGAUGGGACAAACCUAAGAUCAUGGUGGACGAAUCGCAAGAUAACAUACGCGAUGCAUCGCCCAUUCGUUCACCAUCACCUGUCGCAUUUAGAUUGAGAGAUCUUCCGGAACCGCUAAGUCCAGCACCAAGAGAAAUUCUUCAUCCAAAAAACAAGGACGAGAAGUUUGCGAGCAGAGAGAAGCUCGUCGCGAGCAAGGAGAAGCUCGCCAUGAGUAAAGAGAAGCUUGCCAAGGAAGAUAAAGUAAAGGAUAAAAAGGACGACAAACAUGGUCCGCGGAGUCCUAAAGAAGAGAAGCACGUAAAGAAGGACAAGAAAAAGGAUAAUAAGGAGAAUAAGUUUAAAGACGCUAAUGAUGAGAAUCAUCUGUCUUCUGAAAGAAUUAUCAUCGGUGGCGAAGACGCGAUUAAGAAUGCCGUAAACUCUAAAAGUCGCCUGCCGCACGAAGUCCUUAAUCAGUUUGAAGGAAAAUCAAGAGAAGAUAUAAUAGAACUAGCGUUGCAACUGCAAGGACAAAUUACGGAGAAAAACAAGAGACUCACCGAUUUGGAAGAUUAUAUCGAUGCACUGCUGUUACGCGUAAUCGAAUGUUCGCCGCGAUUACUUCAGAAUCCAUAUCAGAGGCGACUGUCGUCCCCUGGGAAUCAGUAAAUCAUUAAUCCUUGAUAAAACCUUCCUGUUUCCACUGUAGGACCCACUUGAGGUAUAUUCCCUUUGAUACCUUAGUGAUACUUUCUUUAGACAUGACUGAUGAAAUGCAAAUGACUAUUUGUUAUAUUAACAUUGCUUGUAUUUUAAUUUAUCUUUUCUCUUGAGCUAUGGCUUAAGAAAAGUAUAAAACGUCCCCACAGCAGCGUUGCAUAUAAAAGAAAUUUGUUUCCCCAUAUUUAUUUGUAAUUUAUAUUUAACACUGCGAAAAUAAUUGGAUUAUAGGAACACAAGUAAGAAAUAAUAAGUAAAUAAUAAUUUAUUCAAAGUUUUACUUAUACUAUCAAUAUGAACAAUGAACAUAGGAUGUGAAAGUCAGUUGGAAAUGAUUUGAAAUUUGUUCCAUGAUUCUCUGUCUUCCCAAUAUACUGAACCAAAAUCAUUAUGGCAUGUUCGAAAGUUUUUAUUUGUUCAUGAUUGAGAUUUCCGUCCAAUUGCCAAUUUGCAGGAAAACUAACGAACACAAUUGUAUUUCUUUAUUAUUACCUGUUAUUGUAAAUUAUCUAUCUAAGAACUUUUUAUAAUGAAAAUAAGACUUAUAUAAAAUAGAGCUAAUAGAAGCUGAAAUUUGCACGAACUAAUGUUCGAUAAAAAAAUGUGCCUUCUGUCUUACAUAUGUGCACUUAUUUUGAUUCGGACCAUGCCUUGUUAAUUAGAGCAUUGUUUAAUUAAAAGCAUUGUUAAAGAGAGAUAAUAUUUAAAUGUUCAACGUGUUAUAUAUACAAUGUAAUAAAUUUCAAAUGUUUAAAA
Molecule: messenger RNA, 2674 nt
Organism: Cataglyphis hispanica
Lineage: Eukaryota; Metazoa; Arthropoda; Insecta; Hymenoptera; Formicidae
Gene: Rip11
Product: rab11 family-interacting protein 2
Exons: 7
Coding region: 257-1867 (536 amino acids)
Biological process (GO): regulated exocytosis
Cellular component (GO): intracellular membrane-bounded organelle
Molecular function (GO): small GTPase binding
Source: RefSeq, a predicted model, not a curated record